AUGCCCAGGAUGGGGAGACGUCACAAGCACUGCCAUCGGCUGUGCGGUUCAUCUUCAUCUCCGCUGCAGCGGCUGGUGGAGCUGCAGCUCCUCCUGCCGGCGCUCCUGGUCGUCCUGCUGGCCACCACCCUGGGACUCGCCUGCCGCGUCUCCGAGUUCUCCUGCAAGGGCAGCGGGAACAGCGGCACCAUCUGCGUGCCCCUGGACAAAUACUGCGACGGACGCAGCGAUUGCGCCGAUGGCAAGGAUGAGCCCAAACAUUGCUCUGUCUGCAAUCGUACAUAUUAUGGCGAUAUCGGACGCACCUAUGCCAUAAAAGUGCCAACGCCACAGUGGAAUAAAUUGCCUUUCCUCUGUCACUUGACAUUCACAGCAUCCGGUCAUGAUCAAGGCGACAUUGUGCAGAUCAUCUUUGAUGGCUUUACGGUGGGAAGGUUCGACGAGGGCAUGGUCGAUACGGAUGUGGACGGUUACGAAACGAACCUAAGUCCCACGGGCGAGUUGCCCGGAUGUCCCGAGGGCUUCAUGCAGCUCAGCGAACUGGGACGCCCAUUCACCGGCGGCUCCUGGUGCGGCAAGGCCACCGGACCGCAAUUGUACUUCAGCGAAACAUCCACGGUGACAGCGUCGGUGAAGGUUUUUCAUCCGCCACGCAAUAUCCGAGACGAAAAGCCCUUUGAGUUCAGCAUAAGAUAUAAAUUUAUAAGCCAGUCGGAUGCAGUUGUUAGAUACGGCCUGCCCGAUAAGCCGCUCGAAUUGGGCCGUGUGACACCCGGCACCUAUUGUACCAGGCAAUUCGACGAAUGCUAUCGUAACAAGUGUCGCCUGCAAAGUCCGAAUUAUCCCGGCAUGUAUCCGAGGAACGUAACCUGCUACUGGACGAUCCGGCAGAAGGAAGUCCCGACCAGCAAGCACGCCAUGAUUGCCGUUAGCCAGGAAAAUCAGCACAAGGCCCUGGUGAAGCGCUCAAUAGCCAGCUUUAACAAAACCUCCCGGUCCAUUCGAGCCUGGUCGGACUGUACAGGUGAACGGGACCAUUUGAUUUUCUACGAUGGCAGUUCCACCAACGAUCCUGUUUUGGCCAAAUACUGCGGAGGGGAUUGGUUGCCACGCGUUGUUUCACGCGGUCCCGAGAUGCUGGUGGCCUUUCACUCCAGCCCGUUUUCAGCGCCACUGCAACAGGGGAUUCCGAACCGGGGCUUCGAGCUGGACGUGGACAUACUCUUCACCGAUUCCGACUCGUUCGACUUCGCCCAGGGCACCAAGAACCUGUGCGAGUUCCACAUAAAUGCCUCGAAUCCAGAUGAUGUGCUAUUCUCGCGUCGCGGUCGCAUGGGACGCAUUGUGAGUCCGCGUCACACGCUUCCGCCGAAUACGACAUGCACGUACCACUUUCACGGAUAUCCUGGUGACCUGAUUUGGUUAUCGUUCACCAGCUACAAUCUGCAGAUCCUGCAGCAGGCGAUACACGACAACAAUACGCUGGGACGGAGCGAUCUGCCGCCGUGGAUAACCCGCCUGAGGAUGUGGGACAGCUAUGGGACGUAUGUGCCCAUGAAAUCGACAAGUUCAACCACCGGCCAACCGCCCCCACCGCCCCCCGUAGCCUCUUCGGCUGAUGGGGGCAAGCCCACCCUCCUGAACCAGAGCAACUACGGCAGCUACUACUACAGUGCCAGCAAUCCGAAGCUGAAUCGCAACCUGCGGGUCAACAUCGACAAUGCCUGGAACCCGGUGGACACCUACAUCUACGGACCCACGCAGUCGAGUGUCUUCAACCAGGAGAACAAGUACAGUGGCUACCAGGGAGGAGGUCCCGGCGGCGGAUCGGCUGGCUCCGGCAAACCCAUAUCCGGGGUCAAGGACAGCCUCAACUUCAUAUCCAGUGGCAAGUCCUCCAAGGAAGUCUCAGCUGCCGCCGUUGUCAGCUCGGAUCGCAAUAGUGCCGUGGCCUUGAUGAGCACGAAGGGAAAGCGGCGACUUAUGCUGGAGAUCUACGACUACGAGACUCCAAAAUUGUGUGACCAUACGGCCAUUGGAAGCGGAGUGAGCGGUAGCAGUGCCGUGAUGGGAGGCAACAAGCAGAGACCCUGCAGUCCGCUGGAGAGCUACGUGAGCACUGGCCGAGAUUUGAAACUGGAGUUCCACACGCACACAGGCACCGCCUUGUUCCCGGCGCAGUUUGCUCUAAAUUACGAGUUCGUGGACACGGAACAAGGAGGCGAAACCUGGGCGGGAAGGCGCGGAGAGGAUCCCGUGCCGCCACUCUGCUCGAGAAUUUUCAAGAAACGCAAGGGCAACAUCCAGGUGCCACGGAACGUGUUCCUUUACGGACGAGGCGGCGCCAAGAAUAUAACCUGCUUGUAUCGCUUUGAGGCGGGUCCUUCGGAAAGGGUCAAGUUGGUGCUGCACAACGUAUCCUUUGGCGAAGGUACAGCCUGUACCACGGACUCGGAUUUGCAUACGGGCAGACCCCGCUGCAACCAACUGGAUCCCGAAGGUCGCAUCACUGAGCUGCGACUUUUCGACGUUCCAUUCAGGGAUGUGAAGAUCCAACUGGGUUGCUUCUGCGAUAAUUCCAGUGCUCUGUACAGCAAUGCACCACUCACCUUCGUUUCCCAUUCGAGGAUUAUGGAGCUCUCGUUCACGGUUACACGGUUGAACAUAUCGGAGGACUUUGCAGAUGUUUUCUUCUCGGCUUCCUAUGAGUUCAAGAGACAGCCGGACUGUAGAAAGCAGCUGAAACUGAAGGGAGCCGGCGGGGAGGAUGAACUGAAGUAUCCACUUAAAACGCAGGAUGCCAGUUGCGAGGGCCUGGCCUGGUACAUCGAAGCCCAGUCGGCCGAGAGGUCGCUCUUCGUUCAGACCUGGGGCGCCUAUCUGCCCGUGGAUCCCACCUCCGAAGAUGCCAUGCGAUGUCACACCAAGAAUCGGCUGAUGAUAUAUUCCGGGCGACCUCUGCGACCCAUGAGGGUGGUGUGUCCGGCGCAAAGCGGACCGAGGCCUAUGUCGCUGCACAUCUUCUCCGAGGACUGGACCAAUGGGCAGCCCUUGUUCAUGAACAAACCAAUCAGCCUGGUGCUGGAGCCCAUCCUGAAGGAGCCCGGCGACAUCUCCUUCACGUGGCUGGAGAUCCACCGCACCAAGAACGCGCUGCUGCAGCAGUUGGACCUGCAUGUGAAUGCGAGCGUGACCACGGGCAUGGGCUCCCAGACCUCCUCCCAGUCCUCCCCGGGAUCAGGUUCGGGGAUUGGCGGGCUGGGCUCCGGUGGGUCAGGAUCCGCUGCCAACGCCGGAGGCUCUGCAGGCGGGGCAACGGCCAACGAGACGCUGAACGAGUUCGGCUUCUUUCCCAAGGAGUCGGACUGCGAAUACAAAUGUCCUGAAAUUGAUGCAUGCAUUGCGGCCAGCCUGUGGUGUGAUGGUCACCACAACUGCCCCAGUGGGUUCGACGAGUCGGAGGAGGAGUGCGGUACCGCUCGCAAGCUGCUGGAGUUGCCGGGCGGCGUGUUCGCCGCUCUGGGCUGCAUCGCGGCCGCCUUGACCGCCUGCCUGAUAUUCUGCAUGUUCGGCCUGAUGAGGAAGCGGAAAAAGUCGGUGGUCCAGAAGGGCGCCGGAGUGGGCGGAAUGGGCGUGGGCGGCAUGGGCGUGGGCGGGAUGGGCGUGGGCAUCGGGUUCAUGAACGGAGCGAGCAACGGCAACGUCUCGGCCGCCAGCAUCGGAACCCUGAAGAAGGACUUCAAGAAGGAGGCCCUCUUCAUUGACCCGGCCUCCUGACACGGACUCCAGCCGGUCGAAUAUAUCCACGUGGACCGGGAGACCACCGUGUGAUAUGUUGCCGCCGGCUGUGGCAUCACCUAUGAUCAUGUGGAGCUUUCCAUGGAGCUGGCCUGACCGAUGGAUCAGUCCGCUGAUCCCGUUCAAAAUCUGGCCUGGAGAUUUUAAAGAAACAGAGUCGACGCCUGGAGGUAUGAGAACACUAAAAGAAACUACGUUUUAAGCCGAUAACUUUUUCUAAACGCUUCUGGGAGUAACAAAAUGCGCACGAGCGUAUUAGCGUAUGUAGUCCUAAGGAAAACGUGUUAUUUAGUUGAUUAUAUUUUCUUACACUGCCAUUAUUAACUGUAUUGAUCAACUAGUCUGUAUAUAGUUUUAUUUGAAAAACUAAGUUAGCAAGAAGUCAGGACUUGGAAAGCAUAGUAUUCAGUUUUAAAUUUCCCUAUAUUUCGUUAUGAAUUAUUAUUUACAUAUUUACUGCGAUUGAAUUCAAUCAUUAUAAAUACAAUUUAAUAAAGUUCGUGUCCAAUAAUAUGAAAUCUUUUCAAGCCAAAAAUACUUUAAUGAUCAAUUUAAGGUACACUUAGUAAUUCAAGCAACUCCUCAGAGGUUUCCGAACAAAACAUAAAUGAGUAAUUUGCAGUUGAAUAAAUAAAAAUAUAAAGUCAACCAAAUUUAAAAUGAAAUCAAUGGUACGUAAUUUAAUCUGAUAGCCAGUCCUGACUUCUUCAUAAUUUCUUAUAUUUGGCAAAGGAAUUUCACCACAUUUCAUUUAACUUAGACUACAUACGACGAGCAAAAUAAGAAAAAACUAUUGUAAAUUAGGUACCUUUAAAACCAGUUAGAUCAGCUAGAGAGCAAACAAUUCGUGGGCAGUUAGUAGAUGCCUUCGGCAUAUUUACCACAUAGCACUAGCACCCAUUAAAAGAAAGUAAACAAAUUACAUUUAGCGACUAAACGGAAGAGAUCAGAAACUACAAUGAAAUUGUAUAGAAAGAGCAACUCAAAGAGCAGACCCCUAUCCGUAGGGCCUCUCUGGCAUUACUUUUAAGCUAGACUAGGUAAAAAACUGUUAGCAGCAUUUGAAAACGAGUUGGGGAAGGUCGAGGGAAAUCUCUAAAGUGUUGUGAUCUAAGGCAUGCACAUACUGAACUAUGUUUAAACAGAAGCAAAUCGAAGCAUUUACAUGAUUAAUACUCACAGCCGGAUGCGUGGUAUGAUAUACACAUAUUUGUAUAGGUACUAGCUAUAUAGACUAAUAAGAUGGCAGCACUCUUGGGUUUUUUAUCGUACAGCACAACACAUAAGCAAAGGACAUCACCUAGUGGUUUAUUAUAUACAAGUCGAUACAAGUUGAUAAAAUGCAAUUGUUAUUAAUGAAUUAAGUAGAACUCCAAGCCAGAGAUAUGUUCACUUUCAUCUUAAUCGAGAGAACUGCCAAAGGAUUAUAAAACAAAACAAUCAAUGUAAAUAUUUCUGUCGAGCAAUUACUUGUUUUAUGCCAGCAUUUAUGUUCGUAACAUGAACACAAAUUGUUUCCCAUAAGUAGCUGCAUUAAGUAAUAUUCCUAAAGGUAUUUAGACUUUGUAAAAACUACAUGCAAAGAGUAAUAACAAACUGUACGCAAAACUAACGUUUAAGUCACGGCCCAUAACCCAUAUAAACAAUCAAACUUUUGGCAGUUGCAGUAGAAUUAAGCAAACACCAAAAAAAAGCGUAAAAACAAGACAUAAGUACUUUAUUUUAUAGACAUUGAAACUAGGAAAAAAUUAUAAACUGAAACAAAACAUUCACUGGCAGCAAUGAGAAUUUUAAAAAUUUAAGAACCUCUGCCAUGUGCAGGCAGAGUUCACAUCCAUAAAAACCCAUUAAUAUUUCAAAUCCAACCGAAAAGCAUUUGUAUAAAAAAAUAUAUGAUUUAGUCUGCAUAAAAAGGUAAAAGGAAGUAUAUACAUAAAUUAAAUCAAACAUUUUCGGUUGGCAUUUUUUGAUAGCAAAUAACCUAAAUAUUUAUAGCCGAAAAAGAAAAAAUACGAACGAAACGCACUUUGUACAAUUUAAUAAAAAACAAAGAAAUAUUGUUUCCAGACACACCACGGCAUACAUAUAGGAUAUUUUACACGCAUUCAAAUAAGGGAUAAAACAAUACUGAAAAAUAUAUGAAAACGAAAAGAAAUUAAAUUAAAUGAAAUGGCGCAUAGGCCAAAAAUGCAUUUUUGCUGCCGGAAGUUGAGGAUGCAACAAAAUAUAAAGAACACCGUUGGCAGUGCAUUUAAUAGGUAGCUUUAGGACCAGCUGGAAGUGGAUCGAUCCACGCUGCAACUACUUCGUUGGCCACCAUUGUCACACAAAAACACUCACAUCUCAAUCAUCAGUUCGGUUCAGUUCCUUCUCUCAACCAAACCAAACCAAACUAUGGAAAUUUCUGUGCCAACUGUGUUUAAAGUAGAACUCAAAGAUAAAAUACGAAUAAAAAGAGAGCGAGUGAAGAAAUUGAAUUAUGACCGCGCAUAAAACAUUGCAUGUAAUUUAUUUGAAAUGUUCGAAAAAACGUAGACGAAAAGAGAAGAAACUGUGCGCGAGAUGGUAAAUAAUAAUAAAAUACAGACAGCUGUGUAAAUAGUCAGACGGCGUACAGUCUACGCAUAUUUAAUUAAAACUCAAAAUAGAAAACCAAUGGAAAAGGAGAUCAUGUCUUAUGUUCAAUGUUUUCAAAUUCCACCACUUCAUUUCGCCGUUGGAUAGCGUAAGUUUCACUUGUAUGAUAAAUAAAACUAAACAAAUAUUUAUAUAGAGAUAUUAUACGUAUAUGAAAAAGGAAAACCUUAAAAUAAUGACGCACUGAAUCAAAUAGAUGAAACGAGUAUUUAAAACCAAGACAAUUAAAACCAAAAAGAACUUUAAGCAAAAUAAAACUGAGAAAAAAUGGAAUUUAAAA
Molecule: messenger RNA, 6715 nt
Organism: Drosophila subpulchrella
Lineage: Eukaryota; Metazoa; Arthropoda; Insecta; Diptera; Drosophilidae
Exons: 13
Coding region: 1-3777 (1258 amino acids)
Cellular component (GO): plasma membrane
Molecular function (GO): protein binding
Source: RefSeq, a predicted model, not a curated record